Molecule: messenger RNA, 960 nt
Organism: Python bivittatus (Burmese python)
Lineage: Eukaryota; Metazoa; Chordata; Lepidosauria; Squamata; Pythonidae
Product: olfactory receptor 2AP1-like
Biological process (GO): G protein-coupled receptor signaling pathway
Cellular component (GO): membrane
Molecular function (GO): G protein-coupled receptor activity; olfactory receptor activity
Source: RefSeq, a predicted model, not a curated record
AUGAUGCUGGGGAAUCAGACGAGGAUAGACAAAUUCAUUCUGCUGGGAUUUCAGGAAUUCUAUGAAUUCCAAAUAUUUCUUUUUCUGAGUUUUCUAGUGAUUUACAUUGUAACCGUGAUUGGAAACAUUCUCAUCCUUAUGCUAGUCAUCUUCGAUCAGCACCUUAAAAUGCCCAUGUAUUUCUUCCUAGGAAGCCUCUCCUUCCUAGAAAUUUGUUAUAGUUCUAACAUAUUCCCAAGAAUGCUUUCAGCUCUCCUAACUGGGAAUGGAAGCAUUUCAUUCAGUAACUGUUUUAUGCAAUGGUACCUCUGUAGUUCUUUGGUAGCUACAGAAUGCUGUUUACUGUGUGUGAUGUCUUAUGACAGAUACCUAGCAAUCUGUAAACCACUGCAUUAUUUGACAAUCAUGAAUUCUCAGACUUGUAUCCAUCUAACAGCUUCAUCUUGGAUCAAUGGAUUUGCUGUAUUUUCAAUAUUACUCAUUUUGAUGUUACAGCGAUUAACAUUUUGCAGUUCUAAUGAAAUAAACCAUUAUUUCUGCAACUAUUUUGCCCUUCUAAAGAUUUCCUGUAGUGACACUUGGUUAUUGGAAAUUAUGAGUUAUGUUGUAGCUGCCAUAUUCACACUUCCUCCUUUUCUCUUAACACUCUUAUCCUAUGUAUGCAUUAUAGAUGCCAUCUUAAAAAUCCCCUCUGUCACUGGAAGGCAGAAAGCCUUUUCCACCUGCUCUUCUCAUUUGGUUGUGGUUUCUAUUUUCUAUGGAUCUCUCAUGACUGCUUACAUGCUGCCAAGAAGUGAAAACAGAGACAUGCCCAAAUUUUCCUCUUUUUUAUACAUAGCUCUGCCCCCACUGGCCAACCCAUUUAUAUACAGUCUAAGAAAUAAGGAGGUCAGAGAGGCCCUGAGAAAUAAUAUUGGUAGAUUUGUACUAUACAAAUCAACUUCCCCAUUUAUCAUAUAA